AUGAACUGGGUUGGUGGCUCCCGGAGCAGAAUCAUACUUAAACAGGAAAGGAGAAAGCAAAAGGAAUUCUUUGAAAAGAAAAAGCUUAGAUCAAAGAUGAAGCUGCUAGGAGUAUCAUCACCCCCUAAAAGUUCAACAGUCAGUUUAGAUCUCCUCAACCUGUAUGUUGUUAACCAGAUAUCCACCAAGAAAGACACUGCUGACAGAGUGAGAAAACCAGUCCAUGUGGAUCUGAACAGGGGCUUAAAAACACCUACAAGGAGACAGAAUAUAGAAUUUCCCAUGUCACCACAAUGCACAUCAUCUAAAAUAGCCCUGGAUGACAUCCAGUACAGGAUACAACAACAAGUAUUAGAGAACAGAAGAAAGCAUCUCUCAGACAAGAUGAAAUACCAACCUCAGUUAUCACAAGUUAUGGAAUCAACUUGCACAGACUCUAGUCUUGAACAUCUGCACAAUCUAGCAGCAGACUGUAAUUCCUAUCCAGCAUCCUCUUCAGUUUCCUGGUCUUCUAAUUACAAACAAUCUACAGAACAAGAUUUCAGAACGAACCUAGCAUGCAGCCCUUGGGAAUUGGCCUACAAAGAGGAGAAGCAGAUCAAACAGUUUCUACCAUUUUCUCAGUCGGGAAAUAUUCUCUCUCAAGACCCUGGGGUUUCAAAAUCCCAAAACAGGCAAUGCAUUUUCAGCAAGUCCAAUACAGCAGGGCCAUUGGGAACAUUGUUUAAGAAAUUGAAUAGUCCAGAAUAUAUAAAUUCUGUUGGUAAUACUCCAGCUUUAAUUACUGGUAAAGAUUCUGGAAGCAACAACAGAAUAAAAGAGCCAUUAUUUGGUAUUGUGAAAGAAACAGCAGCAAACGACACUCACGGUGAAAAUGGUCUAGCACUGUCUGAAGAUGAGAGACCGCUGUUUCAUGAUAUUCCUUCCAUGGAAUAUUGUGGUCCUUUUGUUAACCAAGGUAGUAUCCGCCAGUUAUUUACAGAUCCAGAUGAUAUGAAUGAAAUAUCCUACAGAUGUAGCCCUUAUAAUAGAGAAAUUUAUAACAUGACUGAAUGUACUGAAAGGUAUACUGUAGACAGAUGCCUUAAAGGGAUUUUCACUGUUCCAGAGCAGACUUUCUUUAAAAGUAAGAAUAUUUCAAGUGCAAGCCAUAAAGAAAAUAAACAGCCUAAUAAAAGCCACUUGAAAGAAUAUCCUGAUGGACAUGAUUACAUUAUAUCUUCUGAAAACCAAGAAAAUCCUUCAAAAUCUGAAAGAACAGGAGCAUUUACAAAUCACCACAAUCACAAGAUUAGCUUAGAGGAAAAAAUGUGGAAUUAUUCAACAAUUAAUAAUGACAAUGCUCCUCUUGAACAAUUCACUUGUGAGUGCUCACAAGUCUUUGGAUUUGAAGAGGUUCUGACAGCAAAGGAGGAACAGUGUGAUUUUGAAGUCUGUUCAAAGCUUGGAAAGAUGGAAAAGGACAUUGAAUCAUCACUGAGCAGUCAGUCCCCCGGUUACUCUCCAAAGCAAACAGACAGUUGUUUCUGUACUAGUUCCGAGAUGUCUGAAGAGGACUACCUAGCUGAAAAGUGUCUUUCUGACAGCUCCUUUCAAGUAAACAGUGCCAAUCCAAUUGCAGCUUCAACAAGCAAAGGACCACAACAUAGCUUUGGCACAGAGAGUUUGUUUUUCCCUCCCUGCACUGGUGUUGCUAUGAAAGAAGCCAACACUCCUAAACAGAAAGAGCCCAGUUUACAAGCAACAGAGGAGGAAAAUAAAGACCAGCCUCAGCACAACUCACCACACAUAUCAUUUAAAAGGAAGAAUAUUAAUCUGAGAGAAAGAUGUGAUGCUUGGUCACAAACUGAGAGCCCCCCUGUAAGGGUAGAAAAAUUAAAUGCUGCCAUACAGUGUGAUAUAAUACAAGCAUGUUGCUGUAGAAAUCAUCUUUCCUCUGUCCACAGUGCUGAACUACUAACUAAUGUUAGUAAAGCAGAUACCACUGGAGGGCAGGAAAUUACAGCCGAUGAGGCAUUUCAGUCUUCAGGAACAGACAGUGCAACAAUUAUUGCAGAAUUUCCUCCUGAAACUGGGUAUCUGACUUUGCCUGACAAGAUGACUGUAGAUGUACUGAACUACAUUAACAUAAUGAAAAAGAGAGAAGAGAACAACUGA
Molecule: messenger RNA, 2157 nt
Organism: Caretta caretta (loggerhead turtle)
Lineage: Eukaryota; Metazoa; Chordata; Testudines; Cheloniidae
Gene: REDIC1
Product: regulator of DNA class I crossover intermediates 1
Source: RefSeq, a predicted model, not a curated record